AUGGCGCCUAUCAACAAAGAAUCAUCAAGAUAUGGAAUUGACUUUCCAAAUUUUGAUCAAAACCGCAAACACAACGAUGGUACUGAAACUGAUCCUUCAAAAUCCAUUACCUGUCUCAGCUGGGCACUCAUCGUCAAAAUAAUAGUCAUAAUAAUCUUCCUCAUCAUACGUUUUGUUCAUCCCUCAAAACCAGAAUUCAUCAUUCAAGACGCAACCAUUUUCACCUUCAACCUUUGCACGGGGGAGCCGCCAUCGUCGACGACCCUCCUCUCCUCCACUCUACAAAUCACCAUCGCCUCCAAAAACCAAAACGGUCUUUCGGCGGAUAUCUAUUACCACGAGCUGAGUAUCUAUGGAGAAUACAAGAAUCAACGAGUCACUUACGAAACAGACAUUCCACGUUCAUAUCAGAAAAAUAUGGAGGAUAAUGUUUGGUCUUUGUUUAUCAACGCUACCAACGUACCUAUUUCUCCGUUCAACGUACCUUUUCUUAAACAGGAUCAGUUAAACGGGAUUAUUAAUCUUACUAUUAAGCUUGAUGGUAAUGGUAAAUUCGCUACUAACGAUGCUAUUAAUGGAGACUUUCUCUUUCCCUCCGUCAAGUACAUCCUCUUUAAGCGAUGCAGUGUCGUCACCGUUUAA
Messenger RNA from Impatiens glandulifera, 642 nucleotides. RefSeq names its product NDR1/HIN1-like protein 12. NCBI's taxonomy places the organism in Eukaryota, Viridiplantae, Streptophyta, Magnoliopsida, Ericales, Balsaminaceae. Gene Ontology annotation, biological process: defense response to other organism. The coding region runs from base 1 to 642 and encodes 213 amino acids. The record is from RefSeq and is a predicted model, not a curated record. The transcript is spliced from 2 exons.